Anoplophora glabripennis (Asian longhorned beetle) is the source of this 739-nucleotide messenger RNA. Its product is annotated as charged multivesicular body protein 4c. Gene Ontology annotation, cellular component: ESCRT III complex; multivesicular body; cytoplasmic side of plasma membrane. The annotation marks the transcript as partial. The transcript is spliced from 3 exons. Lineage: Eukaryota; Metazoa; Arthropoda; Insecta; Coleoptera; Cerambycidae. Gene Ontology annotation, biological process: late endosome to vacuole transport via multivesicular body sorting pathway; vesicle budding from membrane. The record is from RefSeq and is a predicted model, not a curated record.
AAUCCUGACAUCUGCAGGGCUCGGUUAAGAACAGCUGUCAAAUUUGUUGUCAUUGGAAAACUCAUUAUUUUUUUUGGUGACUAAUAGCAAUAGCGUAGUGUUCUAGUGAAUUGUACUAAUAACAAAAAAAAAAUGAGUUUUUUCGGAAAACUUUUUGGUGGCAAAAAAGAGGAUGAGGGGCCCACCACUGGAGAAGCUAUACAGAAGCUUAGGGAAACAGAAGAUAUGUUGCUGAAAAAGCAAGAUUUUCUGGAAAAGAAGAUAGAUGAGUACAUGUUACUAGCUAAGAAAAAUGCCUCUAAAAACAAAAGGGUUGCGCUUCAAGCCCUUAAAAAGAAGAAAAGGCUAGAAAAAAAUUUGCAACAAAUAGAUGGAACGCUUACGACGAUCGAGAUGCAAAGAGAAGCUCUAGAAGGAGCUAACACAAAUACGGCCGUAUUAAACUCUAUGAAAAAUGCUGCAGAAGCACUGAAAACAGCUCACAAAGACUUGGAUGUGGAUAACGUUCACGAUAUCAUGGAUGAUAUUGCUGAACAGCACGACUUAGCUAACGAAAUUUCAAAUGCAAUAAGCAACCCUGUAGGAUUUGCUGACGAUUUAGAUGAAGAAGAACUGGAAAAGGAGUUGGAAGAGCUGGAACAGGAAGGUCUGGAAGAAGAUUUGCUUAAAGUGCCUGGCCCUACAGAACUGCCAGCCGUGCCAACAGGAGCUAUCGCCAAACCAGUCAAGCCAACGGCUA